Messenger RNA from Dinoponera quadriceps, 1637 nucleotides. Its product is annotated as venom serine protease-like. The transcript has 8 exons. Lineage: Eukaryota; Metazoa; Arthropoda; Insecta; Hymenoptera; Formicidae. The record is from RefSeq and is a predicted model, not a curated record. Gene Ontology annotation, molecular function: serine-type endopeptidase activity. Gene Ontology annotation, biological process: proteolysis. The coding region runs from base 148 to 1338 and encodes 396 amino acids.
UGUGCGGUUCGUCAAGGAAACGUUCAACACAAUAUAUUUCAUAUUGCGAAUCAUUUGGUUGAUCAUUCGCAAAAGUUACUUGCUGUUGCAGGCGGGUGUGUCUCAACGUUGUACCAACGUUGGAAGUUUCCGAAAAGUCCCAAAAAGAUGAAGUGCACGUUUAAAGUGGUAACGUUCGGUGUACUUCUACCUCUUCUGACGCUGAGUGUAGCCCAAUCACCAUGCAAAUAUUUGCAAUAUUUGGAAGCUGGAAAAUCGUACUAUGUGUAUAAUCAAGAGUAUCCUAAUCAAUACAUGCAUGAAAAUCAUUGUAAAUGGCAAACAAUAAGUGUUUCUAUCACAAAAAUCAAAUGUAAGAUUGAAAUACCUGCGAGCCAAAAUUGUGCUCAAGACAGCCUUUCGAUCCGUUCUUCCGGAGAAGACAUAAAUAAGUAUUGCGGUUACAAUAAUUUCACGUACGAGGGAGUAAAUGUGACUAUAUAUUUCGAUUCGUCGUAUUAUACGCAAGGAGGACGAUUUUUGUGUCAAAUGCAAACGGAAAAACCUUUUGACGAGAACAAUUGUCAAUGCGGCUGGGAGAAUCCGGCAAAAAUAAAGACCAGAAUAGUUGGCGGCGAAGAAACCGGUGUAAACGAAUAUCCCAUGAUUGCUGGUCUCGUCGAUAGCGGGAAGAGAGAAUUGUUUUGCGGCGCGACUAUAAUAAGUGAAAAUUAUGUAGUGACAGCGGCUCAUUGCGUAGAAGAGAAAAAUCUUAGUAAAAUUGGCGUUAUUAUCGGUGAUCAUGAUAUUACUACAGGUAACGAUACUUCGGCGGCCAAGCUGUACCGUAUACAAGAUUGUACAAUACAUCCUAAUUACAGCAAUAUUAUGAACGACAUAGCUGUGUGUAAAAUUGAAGGCACGAUAGAAUAUAGUAUCAAAGUCGGUCCAGUUUGCCUGCCAUUUCAACAUCGAUGUGACUCGUUUGGUGGUUCUAUCGUGACGGUGUUGGGCUGGGGUCUAUUAGAAUUUGGCGGUACUAAGGCAACAACGCUGCAGGAAGUGGAUUUGAAUGUAAUCAACCUUCAGAAAUGCAAGAAUUAUUAUAAUACAAAUAACAAACUAUAUGUAACAAACUAUCACAUUUGUACUUUCACCCCAGGAAAAGACGCUUGUCAGAUGGACAGCGGCGGGCCACUUUUGUGGCGAAAUCCUACUACGCAUGAUGUGAUACUGAUCGGCAUUAUAUCGGCCGGUACGGGUUGCGCUUCGGACGCACCUUCUAUCAAUACGCGUGUUGGAGCAUAUCUAGAUUGGAUAGAGUCGGUAACUGGCGCGCAGUUUUGCAAAGUGGAGUGAUCGUCGCACGAUUAUGGAGAAGUGAGAUGGUGAGGAAUCAUUACACGGAUUUAUGGGAGAUGGGCCUAUUACAGGCUCGUGCCGUGUUCGUACGCCCGCCACACUUCUGCGUGCGAAUUUUAAGAGACAUGUGUGAAAAACAUGUGUCAUUUUUUUACUGUACACGGAGGAUGGAGAAAAUUAUAAAGAAAUAAAGACUCCAAGUACGCGCGUCCCCGUAUCUCUAAAAAAGCUUAUUCUUAAGUAACUAACUAGUUCUUAAGUAACUAACUAAGUUAACUAACAAAUUAUUACAAGGA